This is a messenger RNA of Phytophthora infestans T30-4, 1524 nucleotides long. RefSeq lists its product as uncharacterized. The transcript has 4 exons. NCBI's taxonomy places the organism in Eukaryota, Oomycota, Peronosporomycetes, Peronosporales, Peronosporaceae. Bases 1 to 1524 code for a protein of 507 amino acids. Gene Ontology annotation, molecular function: phosphatidylinositol binding. The record is from RefSeq and is a predicted model, not a curated record.
AUGAUCACGGAGGAGGUUCAUGCUGCGUCGUUAAGUGACAAGAACGAAAUGGCCGAAAGACCUGAAGCGGACGAAGAUGCACAUACAGAGUCGUCGGAGGGAAGCAACCGGCAAACGCAUUGGACAACGGAUACUGUGGAUUCGGAGGAUGAAUUUGAAGAUGCGAUGGAACCUCCAUCAUCGACUACAGGGGUGCUUCUGAGUUUUGAAGAAUGCGAUCGUGACGAUCGUGGAGGAGAUCGUGAAAAGCACAAUACAACCGAAGAAGAGGCAGACCCGGGUCCUGAGCAAGAAGCCACACCCAUCGAAGGAAAUCCGGACGGUCAGAUCAAUGAUCAGAGUUUACGUGAGUUAGCGGUGGAUGCUGUUGAUGUUGCCGAUGGCGAUGCAGCUGAGAGUAUUGCAGCCGAAGAAAGUGCUGCAGCUGGCGAGCUUGAAGAAAUCUCGGAGGUUGACGCUGAUGCUACAGACGUCGGUGCAGGGAAGACCGACGAUGAGACUGAAGUCGGAGCGGUAGUCGUGAGUGAUCAAGAGACCGCUGCUAACAUUGAAGAAGCUGAAGCGCAGACGAUCCCCGUGGCUGACGAGGUGGUCGACGGUGAAGAUGCAGCACUGGAGCCUGAGCCUGGCAGCGACACGAUGAAAUCCAGCAAUGAACAAGAGAUAUCGGAUGCCACUGCAGAUGCAGCAGAACCAACGGAGAAAAUUAAAAGCGAUACAUCGGUGGAACUCGGCCUCGAAGCCCCCGAAGAUGCUACUGGUGAACAAGCCGCACAUUCAGUCGAAGAAGAACAGCACGAGGAACCGCCGGGUGCUGAUGAAUCAACUGAAGAUGAUGGCAUGACUAUCGCAUCGGAAGCGGAGGUCGCUCCGGAGGCGGUGGAUGAGAAGACCGAGGAUAACCCCUUCAAAGCUGCUGACAAUACCGACGCCGUCGAAAUCGAAAUCGAAAUCGACGGCGACGUGACUCCCGUAGCUGCUUUAGCGCCCGCUUCCAUUGCUAAGGACGUGAACAACAAUGACAACGGCCAUGUUGUGGUGGACUUUAUGCCGCGUUUUGGGCUCUCUUCUGGGAUGACAACCACAACCACGAUCGAGCCGUUCGUCCUCAGCUCAGAAAGCAACGAGAUGAUCGAGGCGCAUUUCCCCCCGCAACGAUGGACGUAUGAGGUGUACGGCUUCUCGAUUCGGAACCGCGUGGUGUACUACCACAUCCACAGGAGCGACCACCGUACGGGUAUUCGUCAACCGCCGAUUCUCAAGCGCUACACGGACUUCCGCGAGCUGCAGACCCAGUUGCUGGACACGCGAGCUCACACAGCAAUUGACAUGCCUCGAAUUCCGAGACCUCAUCUCGGUACCGUGUUCCGCGGCUACAAGAGCAAGAAAACCAUCGAAAUGCGUGAAAGUGCUUUCCGAGCUUUGCUACGUUACAUUUCUCAGUAUCCGGAACUGCACGGCAACACUGUGUUCGAGCAGUUCAUCACCACGAGUCGAGCCACAACAGGAGCAGGUUGGAUGUGA